AUGCGUUUUUAUAACACUUCAAAGACCGAGCAAGUGUUUAGAGUGGACACCUACGACCUCCAAAACUGGGUCGUCGUUUCACUUACAUGUGGCAAUGGUGAUCGUGUAUUCAUCCAGAAUGCUCCCGAGCAGGAAGGGUUUUACGUUGAUAUCGUAGUUUGUGCAGGCUUGAAGGUCAUUCCAAGCAGCCGUGUUGUCGAUUGGUUGGAGAUUGAUAGUACUAAUAUUAGUUCUAUUGGUGCUGGGCGCCAAAGCAGCGAUAUAGCCGUCAAUUUGACUCUCGACCAGGGUCCAUCCUAUCUUGAUGAAGGUAUCGUUUCUUUCUAUCAGCUUCAGAGUUGA
This is a messenger RNA of Protopolystoma xenopodis, 342 nucleotides long. Lineage: Eukaryota; Metazoa; Platyhelminthes; Monogenea; Polystomatidea; Polystomatidae. The record is from the annotation of a GenBank genome assembly.